This is a messenger RNA of Humulus lupulus (European hop), 1037 nucleotides long. RefSeq lists its product as uncharacterized. Gene Ontology annotation, biological process: intracellular protein transport; protein localization to organelle; Golgi to plasma membrane protein transport. The transcript is spliced from 8 exons. The coding region runs from base 259 to 876 and encodes 205 amino acids. Gene Ontology annotation, cellular component: Golgi apparatus. The record is from RefSeq and is a predicted model, not a curated record. Lineage: Eukaryota; Viridiplantae; Streptophyta; Magnoliopsida; Rosales; Cannabaceae. Gene Ontology annotation, molecular function: GTPase activity; GTP binding.
AUGGACUUCAUCGGCGCGAAAUUUGAGGAACGAUCUUAGAGUGGAGAAGAAUAACGAUCUGAGAGAGAGAGAGAGAGAGAGUUUCGAUGCUUAAGAAGCUCCAGUGUGCCGGCCGGCCCCAUUAGCACCACCUCUUCCUCCUCUUAAAUUUUGAAAUUUUGAGCUUGACAGAGAUUGAGUGAGAUGUUGUGAAGUCCUCCUUUUCGACUUGAAGGUUGGAAAGGAACAAAUACUAAGGAAGAUUAAAAUAGACAAGAGAUGUUUUCAUUGUUUUAUGGACUGUGGAAGUAUAUGUUCAGUAAGACAGAGUUUCAUGUCCUUAUUCUUGGAAUCGACAAGGCUGGGAAGACUACUUUACUAGAGAAGUUGAAGUCAGUGCACUCGAAUCUGGAAGGCCUACCUCCAGAUCGAAUUGUUCCAACUGUGGGACUCAACAUUGGACGUAUAGAAGUCUCAAGCACAAAACUUGUUUUCUGGGAUCUGGGAGGCCAGCCUGGUCUUCGCUCAAUCUGGGAGAAGUAUUAUGAAGAGGCACAUGCUGUUAUCUUUGUAAUUGAUGCUGCAUGUCCGUCACGCUUUGAAGAUUCAAAAUCUGCUCUGGAAAAAGUGUUGCGGCAUGAGGAUUUGCAAGGAGCUCCUUUGUUAAUUUUGGCAAACAAGCAGGAUCUUGCUGAAUCUGUAUCCUCUGAGGAACUUGCUCGGUAUUUAGACCUAAAGAAGUUGGAUGAAAGGGUUUACAUGUUUGAGGCUGUUUCAUCAUACGACGGGCUGGGGAUUAAAGAAGGUGUAGAAUGGUUGGUGGAGGCCAUGGCAAGGAGCAAGAGAACCGAAAUGUUGAGAGCUCGUACAGGUGCAACAGGCCCUGCUUCUGCCUAAAACAACAGUAUACCCAUAUGCAGCUCUGUAACUUGAGUGUAAAUAAAUCAUGGUCUUAAUUUGAUUUGUUUCUGAUUAAAGCACGGUCAAUUUUUGUUUACAUUCUCAUCAUGGAACUACGUUUUACUCUAUGGUGAAAUUCAUAGUUACUUCUUAUUACA